UUGUGAUGGAUGAGUUCUCGUUGUGAUGUCAAACAAAAUACUCGCACUUCUCUUCUAAAGAUUACGGUAAGAGAAUAUAGAAACUCCCACUGAGUGAUGGUCAUGGACGUGGAAAGCUCCUCCUCUUCGCUCUGGGUCAUCUCCGGCGCAAUGCAACGGAGUAGUAACAGAAUGUCAACUCUAGCUGUUAUUGCAUAUUCACAGACAUGAAAGAGGAAUAUUGUGCUCCUCCAAAUCAUCAGAACAGUUUUCCACGAUGAGAAUUCAUUGUAAAAUUGUGAUCGCUGUCUGUUUUGGAGUUUUUUUACUUUUGUACUUUUUUGUGGGAAAUGCUGCAGACGAUCCGCCUUUGAAAGAAGUUGAGGAGGAUAACUAUUUUCCGAAGUUCUCGGGGCUUCGAAACAAUGUUGCAUCAAAGUUAACAAAAAAAACUCUCGAUGAACUUCACAUUCCACACAAACAACCACUCACGUACCGAAAAGUAUCGAAAGUAUCCAGUAGAGGCAAUGUGAUCGCAAAGAGACAGAGGAGUGACAUGGGAGUGGGUCGGCCCGCAUCGAAGCGCACCCGUGCUGAGGAGGUCAUGCACCUGGCCGUGGUGGCCUGUGGGAACCGACUGGAUGAGACGCUCACCAUGGUCAAGUCAGCCCUCCUCUUCAGCAUCAAGAGUAUCAAAUUCCACAUCUUUGCAGAGGACCCCUUGACCUCACAGUUUGAAAAGGGGUUUCUCUUUCAGCUGAGCCAGUGGCCCCAUGCUAUCACAAACAAGUUCCAGUACAGUAUAUACCCAAUCACGUUCUCUGUGGGGAAUGCAGAGGAAUGGAAAAAGCUGUUCAAGCCCUGCGCUGCCCAGAGGCUGUUUCUCCCUGUGAUCCUGAAGGAUGUAGACUCUUUACUCUACGUGGAUACAGAUGUGCUGUUCCUCAGGCCCAUGGAUGAUAUGUGGAGUUUCCUCAAGGCCUUCAACACCACCCAGCUGGCUGCUAUGGCCCCAGAGCAUGAGAUCCCUAAGAUAGGCUGGUAUAGCCGCUUUGCACGCCAUCCCUUCUACGGGGUCACCGGGGUCAACUCAGGAGUCAUGCUGAUGAACCUCACGAGGAUACGAAGCACUCUGUUCAAAAACAGCAUGAUAACCAGUGGCCUGUCAUGGGAGGACCUCCUCCACCCACUCUACCAGAAGUACAAGAAUCACAUCACCUGGGGUGACCAAGAUCUCUUAAAUAUCAUCUUCCACUACAACUCAGAGUGUCUGUACACCUUCCCAUGCCAGUGGAACUACAGGCCUGAUCACUGCAUGUAUGGGAGCAACUGUAAAGGAGCUGAGGAGGAAGGCGUGUCCAUUCUCCAUGGGAACCGAGGAGUGUAUCACGACGACAAGCAACCAGCCUUUAAAGUUGUUUAUGAUGCAAUACACGAGUACCCCUUUGAGGACAACUUGUUCCAGUCGCUGUUCUAUCCCCUCCAGACCAAGUUUCUGGACACAGUCAACACCCUGUGUGGUCGGAUUCCCCAGGUUUUCCUCAAACAGGUGGAAAAGUCCAUGAGGACCGUGUACGAGAAGAAAGUGGUCCGUCAUGUGAGGCCUCCACCAAAAUAAUUACAGGAAACUGAACAGAGGAAGUUGUCUCUGACAUCACUAUGGGAAUCUUUCUGUGGAAGAUGUGCAAUGUCAGAAGUCCCCAGACCAGAAGGAAUCCGUAUGCAUUACACGGUGUUUGUAAUACAACAGAUCUUGGUCUAGUGGACAUGAUGGUGGUAUGGAUCAUGAUCGUGUAGAACACGUGUCAAACUCAUUCCACGGUGGGCUGUGUUUGCUGGUUUUCGCUCCUCCCUUGUACUUGAUUGAUGAAUUAAGGUCACUGAUUUAGUAAGGAACUCCCUCUAGGUCUUAAUUGAAAGGAAAAAACAGAAACCAGCAGACAAUUUGCCCUCCAUGGAAUGAGUUUGACACCCCUGGUGUAGAAGGACAGGCACAAUGUACAGUGCUUGUCAAUGAUGCUGUGUUUGGGGUAAACUUGCCUUAUCAUCCACCCACUAAAUGUUUUACAGAACCUGAUUUACAUGUGAAAAUGUGAUGAGAGAUUUUGUGUUUUUUUUUACCUUUAAAAAAAGUCCAAUGUCUCCUUAUGAUUAGGGUAAGUUCCGGUGGAGUAUUAAGUGAGAAUUUAAACAUGGCAGAGGUUGUUUUUGUCAACUUGAUUUUGAGUGUUUUUCUCUUAAAUGAGAAACAAAAAUGUCUUCCGUAAGGCCGCUAUACCAUAGGCUUCUGGAAAUGGUUUGAAAUGGUCCCACUCUGCCUGUAGGUUGCUGCCUAAAUGAUCAUUUUAUGUCAUGCAAAGCUAAUAUGGGUCUUUGCUUAAGCAGAGCUUUCUGUUUAUGUUGCAUGUUGCAAUUGUCCAAAAAUAAAGUGAAUAUGUUACAUCAACAAAAUCCCUUGCAUAGCAGCGACAGGAGGUCUAGUGGUUAAGAGCAGUGGGCCAGUAACCGAAAGGUCGCUGGUUCGAAUACCUGAGCUGCCUAGAUGAAAAAAUAUUUUGAUGUGCCCUUGAGCAAAGCACUUAACCCAAAUGUUUCCUGUAAGUCUCUCUGGAUAACAGUGUCUGCUAACUGACUAAAAUGACUCUCUGUACAAGAGGGAAUAUGAUUAAACUUGUCCAGUUCUCCAAAUGCCAACCGCAGUAUUAAACAUAGUAUGAACAUAUCAUACACUAAGCAAUUACCAUUAAUAUUGUGUACAGAAGAUGUGUAGAUAAAUGCACUUUUGGAUUUCUGUAAUAGUUCAGCUUGUGCGAUUAGGACAGGACGUGCAUACCAUUUCUCCCCUAUUCAAUUGUCAAAGCAUUGCAAAUCCAUAUCUGAAAAAGCAGUGUGGUUGUCUCUGAAAAAAACUUCCAAAGUGAAAGCGCUGAUAAUAGUGGUACAGUAUUUUCAAGACAAAAUGUACCAUAUGUAUAUUUACAAACGCUUUUAAGUGUUCUGUGUACGAAAAGGACAGCCAACUUAAUGAGGAAGUGUCUUAGUGUAUUAAUGUCAUACUAUCAGUGAUCCAGUAUGUGAACUCUGAGACUAAAUGCAAGCAUUUAUAAUGUGAUGUUUGUGUAGUUUACUCCAUCAGUUUGAUGUUUGUGUAGCCUAUCAAUUGUCAGCUGUGUUUACCGGUAAUAAUUUAAACUGGAAACUCCAGAUGGUUUUAUUUAUACAUGCUUAUGUUUCUCUUUUUUUUGUUUACUCUUUGUUUCUG
This is a messenger RNA of Oncorhynchus mykiss (rainbow trout), 3241 nucleotides long. RefSeq names its product glucoside xylosyltransferase 2 (gene gxylt2). Gene Ontology annotation, molecular function: UDP-xylosyltransferase activity. Gene Ontology annotation, biological process: protein O-linked glycosylation via N-acetylgalactosamine. Lineage: Eukaryota; Metazoa; Chordata; Actinopteri; Salmoniformes; Salmonidae. The record is from RefSeq and is a predicted model, not a curated record.